AUGUCCCACUGCCAUGACGAGCACGCUGGUCACGGCGACCACGGCCACGAUCAUGGCCACGACCACGAGCAUGACCACAGCGACGACAUCACGCCUGCGCUGCAGCACAAUUUGUACCAGUACAUCAACUUCGACGCCAUCAACACCAUGAACGAGGAGGCCACCGGCUCCGGGCGGGCCAUUGUGCAAAAGACCUGGGCCGAACGGCUGCAGGAGGAGCCGGAGCUUGCUAGUGAUGCCGAUGAGCAGAUCCUCAUGACUGUGCCAUUCACCGGGCAAGUCAAGCUCCACGCCAUCAUGCUGCGCACGUCCUCGUCCGACAGCGCCCCGCGCACGCUCAAGGUCUUCAUCAACCGCGACGACAUGGACUUUGAGUCCGCCGAGGAGCUGCGGCCCACGCAGGAGUUUGAGCUCUCGCAGACGUCGCAGGUGCAGGAGCUACCCGUGAAGCGCGCGCUGUUCGGCAAGGUUCAGCGCCUGACGCUCUUCUUUGUGGACAACUUUGGGGACGGCGACGAGGAUGUCACUCGCGUCAGCUACCUGGGGUUCAAGGGCGAGUGGAUGCAGCUUGGCAGGGCGCCGAGCCAGAUCUUGUACGAGGCGGCGCCGAAUCCCAAUGAUCAUGCGCUCAAGGGGACGAGUCUGAAUCAGAUGGGCAGUGGUAUUGGCGGAAGAGCAGGUCUGCUGGUAUCGAGUCCCAGCUGUCACCCUCGCGGAGCCGAAGCCAACGACGGUCUGAACGAGACGAGCCAAUUCGACAAUCACGACAUCUCGACACGGCACCAGCAACCACCAACGACCGGCCUCACACUAGGCAGCGUCCGCGACCGAACCAAAGAGGCAUCCAGAAAGCGCCUCGCUCUCCCAUAUCACGCCCGGCGGCCGCAACUAGGCAGAGGGCAGCCUCACAGCCGACAAUGGCCCCUGCUCUGCCCACGCGGUGGGCGGCAGCGGCACUCGUCCGAAGCUGCUCGACACCCAGUCCUCAUCACAGAACACCAUGCGCUGCUGCCACGCACGGCCAAGCGCGGCGUGCAGUACGGCUGGGCCACAGCGCCUCCCCGCAGCAAGCCCAACCGCUUCAACCAGGUCUCCUCGGGCAUUCCCGCCCCGACGACAGGCCCGGCCGCCGCCCUCGCCCGCACUGCCCAGUCGACGCCGUUACGGCCAGGCGUCCUCGCCGUCAAGAAGGGCGUCUCGGCCAUGUUCGCGCAGGGCCGCCGCAUCCCCUGCACCAUCCUCCAGCUCGACCAGGUCCAGGUCGUCGCCAGCAAGACCCGUGCCACCAACGGAUACUGGGCCGUGCAGGUCGGCUGCGGCCACAAGACGCCCGGCAACGUGACGGCCCCUCAGCUCGGCUACUACGAGGCCAAGGGCAUCGCGCCCAAGCGCCACCUCGCAGAGUUCAAGGUUCGCGGCGAGGAGGGUCUGCUGCCCGUAGGUGUGCAGCUCCAGCCCGACUGGUUCAAGGUCGGCCAGUACGUCGACGCGCGGAGCAACAGCCGCGGCAUGGGCUUUGCCGGUGGUAUGAAGAGGCACGGUUUCGCCGGUCAGGAGGCGUCCCACGGUAACUCCAAGAACCACCGCACUAUCGGUUCCAACGGUCCCAGUCAGGGUGGUGGUUCUCGUGUGCACCCAGGCAAGAAGAUGCCUGGCCGAAUGGGCAACGAGCGGGUGACGGUACAGAACCUCGAGGUACUCAAGGUGGACAACGAGAUGGGCAUCGUGGUCGUCAAGGGCCAUGUUGCUGGGCCCAAGGGCUGUAUUGUCAAGAUUGCAGACGCCAUCAAGAAGCCCCCGCCGGCCGAGACAUUCAUUGCCAAGGCGAGACGGAUCUUGCUGGAGCGGAAUGAGGGCCACGAAGCCAGGUUGCAGGAGGCACGGGUAAAGCACUUGGAGCUCAAGGAUAUGCGCAGGGUGGGUGCGUUUGACCAGAUGCUGGCUACAGCGUGA
Microdochium trichocladiopsis is the source of this 1953-nucleotide messenger RNA. Its product is annotated as 60S ribosomal protein L3. Gene Ontology annotation, cellular component: ribosome; mitochondrial large ribosomal subunit. Gene Ontology annotation, biological process: translation. Lineage: Eukaryota; Fungi; Ascomycota; Sordariomycetes; Xylariales; Microdochiaceae. Gene Ontology annotation, molecular function: structural constituent of ribosome. The transcript is spliced from 5 exons. The record is from RefSeq and is a predicted model, not a curated record. Bases 1 to 1953 code for a protein of 650 amino acids.